This is a messenger RNA of Argiope bruennichi, 2541 nucleotides long. Its product is annotated as retinitis pigmentosa 1-like 1 protein. The transcript has 7 exons. NCBI's taxonomy places the organism in Eukaryota, Metazoa, Arthropoda, Arachnida, Araneae, Araneidae. The record is from RefSeq and is a predicted model, not a curated record. Gene Ontology annotation, molecular function: DNA binding. The coding region runs from base 302 to 1897 and encodes 531 amino acids.
CGAUUAUUUUGGCGUCCAUAUGAAAAAGUCUUUGUUGCUUGUCAUUAGUUGUGUCAGUUUUUAAUAGAUCGAACGGAAAUAAGCAGUAACUUGAAAAAAGACAUCUUGGUUUUCCCGCGCUGCUUGUACCGUUUUGCUGAUGCGAAUUUAACAAAGAACAGUUUUUGUGCAGGAUAGACUAUCUUAAAGAUAUUUUAACGGCAGAGCAGCAUUCAUUGUGAACAGAAGGAGGGUUGAUUUCCUUUUGAAACCAUUAACGAAACUUUAAAGACAAACUGCCCUUCCUGAAGAAAAAAAAACUAUGGGAAAAAAGCGUAAGCAAGCAGAAAUAAAAACUGAUAUCCCUGAAGAAGGUGAAAAGAAAAAUGAAUUAAUGUUAGAGGAAGAAUUAAACAUAUCAGGAAAAGAUGUUGAAAAUACCUAUGUAUCACCUCCUGCCAAAUUGACAAGAUCUUCUAACAAGGUACAAGAAAAACCACCUCCUCGGGAAAAGAAAAUGAACACUAAGAAAACGUCUGUUUGUCUUCCCUCUUCACCUCCUUCGAAGUUAAGGAAGAUUACUAAUGAAGAAAAAGUUAAUGCUGAAGAGGAUAUAAAAAUUUCCACAUCAGAAAAGGGAGUUCCUGUCCCAAACUUUCCUGAUGGUUGGAGAAGACAAGUUGUUGUACGAAAAACCGGCAAAACGGCUGGCCAAAUCGACAUUUACUUUUACAGCCCUGAAGGAACAAAGCUUCGUUCACGUCCGGAUGUUGCAGCCUAUUUAGCCAUACAUAAGAGUGAGUUAAAGGUUGAAGCAUUUGAUUUUAGGAGAACAUUAAAGACUAGUGAAAUUGUUGAAAAGAAAGAUUGUGCUGCUGAGAAUGGUACUGCACCAAGAAAAGAAAGCAAGAGUGUGCAAUGUGAAAAUUCAGAUGAAGUGGAAUUAAAGGAUUCGCCAGAAGCUGCAUCCUCCGUAAAAAAGUCGAGAUCUGAAAAGUCAUCUGAAAGUAAUGAAGAAGUAGCUUCUGAAGAAAAAGGAAAGAGUGCCCCUGAAGAAAAAGGAAAGAGUGCCCCUGAAGAAAAAGGAAAGAGUGCCCCUGAAGAAAAAGGAAAGAGUGCUCCUGAAGAAAAAGGAAAGAGUGCUCCUGAAGAAAAAGGAAAGAGUGCCCCUGAAGAAAAAAAAAAUAAGGACAUUCUUGAAGAAGAGAAAGAUGAAGAUGAAAAAAAGAGUAAGAACGUUUCCAGAAGAAGAAAAUUAAAAAUUGAUGUUGAAAAUACCUAUGUAUCACCUCCUGCCAAGCUGACGAGGUCUUCUAACAAGAUACAAGAAAAACCACCUCCUCGGGAAAAGAAAACGAACACUAAGAAAACAUCUGCUGCUCUUUCCUCUUCACCUCCUUCAAAGUUAAGGAAGAUUACUAAUGAAGAAAGGGUCAGUGUUGACGAUAUAAAAAUUUCGACAUCAGAAAAGGGAGUUCCUGUCCCUGAUGGUUGGAGAAGACAAGUUGCUGUACGAAGAACCGGCAAAACAGCAGGCCAAAUCGAUAUUUACUUUUACAGCCCUGAUGGAACAAAGCUUCGCUCACGUCUAGAAGUUGCAAACUAUUUACUCAAACAUAAGAGUGCGUUAAAAGUCGAAGAUUUUGAUUUUAGCAAACCAUUGAAAGAAGCUGAAACUGUCGUAAAGGUAAACAAUGUUGCUGAGAAUAGUACAGCCAAGAGGAAUAAAAGUAAGAAUGUACAAGAUGAAAAUCCAUGGAAGAAUGGAGUCGAAUUAGAGGAUUCGCCUAAAGCUGUAUCCACAAAAAUGUCCAGGCCUGUUAGAAAAUUCCCUUCUAAAGUGCCACCACCUGCUGGCGCAAAAGAAAAGAGUGAUAAAAAAGAUGUAGAAUCCAAGCUUAAAAAGUCAAGAAAAUAAUUAUUUGAACAUUUUUUAAAAAAAAUUUAAACGUUGUCAGUGUUGUGCUCACUUUUUAUGUUGUGGAUGUCUUAAAUUCAUUUUCUAUUUUUUCAGAUUUAUCAUAUAAUUUAAUUGGCAUUUUUUACAUGAUGUCCAGUGUGUGAUAAGUAAAUGCUACAGAAAGUUUAUUUUGACAAUAUUUUCGAGGCCUUAAUUAUUAUAUUAAUUAUUUAAUUGCUUUCUUUCCUUGCCUCUCCAAAGUUUUCCUUUGGAUUUGUUAAAUAUUUGAUUGUUUAUAUAUAAUAGGGUUACCAUGGCACCGGGAGAAUCGGGAAAAUAUAGAGAAGUUUCUUAGUUCUUUAACUAAAAAGUGCUGAUCUCUAAACAUUGCGAGAGUAAAAGAUUGUAGUCUUAAAGAUUUUAGCCUUUACUCUUGAGAAUAAUUUACUGAAAACAAUUGUCCGGUCGUUGUGACAGUCCUGUCAUUUUCAGUUCUUGAGUUUUACAAGGUACAGAACAUAUUACACCUAAAAAAAUUGGUAUGAUGGCCAUGAUGAGUUAAUUUAACACGAAAUAGUUCCUUUAUAGGAUAUUAAAAAGUAAGAGCCCUUUUUAAGGGCUUAGAUUUUUUUUUUUUUUUUUUUUCUUAAUCUCAAAAUAAA